Pisolithus orientalis is the source of this 1860-nucleotide messenger RNA. RefSeq lists its product as uncharacterized. The record is from RefSeq and is a predicted model, not a curated record. Lineage: Eukaryota; Fungi; Basidiomycota; Agaricomycetes; Boletales; Pisolithaceae. The annotation marks the transcript as partial. The transcript has 2 exons.
UCACUUGUGACCUAACUCUGUCUUCCACUGAUUACUGCCUGUGAUAUAGGCGCAAUGUAUCCACCGUAGUAGCACUUCUCAUAUGAAGCUGUGCCCACUGGAAGAGGAGCUCCAAUACGCCUCACUGAUCGAUCGCGAUGGAACGUUGACUACCCCCGCGACGCAAUUGACCUCCAGCGAAUUUCCUGGCCGACCAGCUUCGGAAAUGCGUUGCUCCUCACCGUCUGGAACUCAUAAAAGGCUGUAGUGUCAACGAUGAUGCCCCAACUUCCCAAUUCUAACAUGUACAUCCCCGAAGUCUCAGAAACGGUUCAGUCUCAGGCUCGGUCCCUGGCUGCAAAUCCGUCCCCGUUCGCCCAGACAACGUUCGUUCUAAAUAGUACAGGUGUGGCGGGCCUUCUAGGUGGAGAAGAAGCGAUGUCCACAGUGGCAUUGGCCCAAGUUUACGAUAGUAGGAGGUGGUUGGGCUGGUACAACACUCCAGGUGCAUACAUCAUCGGAAAACGCUUUCGACGCCUUGCACAUUCAAUCGUCUCUGAUUCGCACGUCAAUUCCGGAUCAGGUGUUGAGUCCGAAGUGGUGCACAUUGACCCCGCCCUGUUGCUUCAGCAUGAGGGCUGGCCCAAAGGCCCCGCCUUUAAAGGAAUUUUCUCCGGGACCUCUUUGCAGGUAACCGGACCUCUAGCUUCUCUUCUCAUGAAGAAAUGCGUCAGGAAGCCUGGUGUCUCGAUCACUGGCAGGACCACACAACCUGUGAAUGUCACCAUUGCUAGACUCGAGAAGGUUCCCGGUCUUAAACCACAAAUGAAGUUUCACCAUUCCCCACCUAUCUGCGCCAUUAUCCCCAUCGUCGUCAGCCUGGCCACAUGUGCCAUGUGUGGCCUGUACGGCGAGUGGUAUGGGUUUUCCAUGAUCCUCCUCGGAAUUCUUGCCAGGGGAUUGACCUGCGUCUUUAUCGGCUCCGGGGAACUACUUUUUGAUCACCCGAAGUGCGCAGAAGGCUCUCCCCCUGGCGACGGCAUCCUGGGCUGUGAUCAUGAACUGGUUCUGUUGAAAGGGGCCGAGAACGUGGUUAAUGCUGUCACACGUGGAAGGUUUUUCUUUUCCUUCCGAUCGAAGCACACUUGUCGCAUGGUCGAACUGUGUUCCUUCCUGCUCAUCGCUCAAGCAAUCACGCAGUUGAUCUGCGUCCCACAGAGCAAUUUCUUUGGCCAGCUGAUGUUUGCUUUUUCCAUCGCCACAUCUUGGGUGUAUAACUUGUGGUUUGUGUCAUUCGAUAAGGAGGAAGUCCGGCAGAAGAUAUUUUGCGAUGUUCUUGGCUCGCCCAAGCUCGACAAAUUCGUUUUUCCCAAUCGCUGUAGCGCAAUAGUAUCGCUUCUUCUCUUCUCUGGCGAUAACCAGAAGCUUUCCGGUGAUCCGAAAAAAUUGAUAAAGAUAAUGGAUGGUCUCCUUCCGUCGGGUUCUUUGGUGUGGGGAAUAUGGAAAGAGAUUGUUAUCGAACACCUCACAGAGGAACUACCACUCCACUUUGAUGAUACUCACUGGAACCAUCAGGAUUUAACCUCGGAAUCCGAUAGGGUGCUAUUGAAGACCCUAUUGAAAGAUGCUCAGACAGCUUACGACGCUUUCAUCAGCAAGCGGUAAUGUCAUGGGUUCGGCUAGUACCAUCAUUCUAUAUACCUGCCCUUUUCUAUUUAUUCCGGCUUCUUCUCUCGCAUACAGCAUUUGUUUCUAUGUCCUUACCACAGGGUCUGGUACCCAUUAUACCUAUGAUGGUUCAGUAUGGCAUUUGACACUGUAACUUAUUGGCAUGGAUAUGUAUUAUGAACGUUAAGGAAUAUUAAAGAUGUGAUGUAUCAG